GCGGCCGGCGGCCAGGGACGACGACGACAACAACGACAAGACAAUGGCAUCUCUUAUAACUCCUUCCACCUCCAACGUCGACACCUCUUCCACCACCAUCACCGACCAAACAUCUUCUUCAUCAAAUUCCGCAAACAACUUUCAUCUUCUAGAAAUCACCCUCAUCUCCGCCCAAGAUCUCGCCUUUUCCAGAUCCAUGCGCACGUACUCCGUCGUGUCUAUUCAACCCGACCAUAAACUCAACACAAGAAUCGAUUCAAAGGGUCGCACCAAUCCAACAUGGAACGACAAGUUUAUGUUUCGGGUCGACAAUGAUUUUCUCAAUUCUGAAUCAUCCACUAUUAACGUUGAUAUUUAUAACACUUCCUGGUUACGUGAUACCCUUAUCGGUAACGUUAGAAUCGGUAUUAGCGAUCUCAUUCCUCCUUCCGCUUAUCAGGUUCGUUACAACAAUGGGAACAUCUUCAACCGCUUUGUUGCCCUCCAGAUUCGCCGGCCGUCCGGGAAUCCUCAAGGCAUAAUGAACAUGGCGGUCACUUUGUUCCCAUUCGGCCCUCCGGUUUACCGGCCAAAAGACAACGUACCCCCAAUGAGCAGAAGAAUGGAGAUUCAAGACGACGGAGAUGCAGAGCUUGAACAAGAGAAAUGUCGUCUAAACGAGAAGAUUAAUCUAUGGCGAUCGCCUAGCGAAGAUCUCGAUUACUACGACGAAGGUUACUACUAUAAUGGAUCUAUCAUAAACGGGUCAGCAUGCAACGGGUCGAUGGUGAACUCGGACGUGGGGCCGUCGGCUUCUAUAGUGGCGGAGGCUAUAGCCACGGGAACGUAUCAAGCGCCAACAAUGGGCGGUGGAAAACGAAUAGAGAUGGACGAUGGAGGAAGCUCGAUUGUAGGUGAUCUAACGAAGGAUGAGGCAAACGCUAGAGGUUAUAGGACGAGAACAAAGAGAUGGCCGGGGGAGAGUGAGGACGGCAGUCACGUGGUGGUUUCGAAAAACCACCACGGUGGUAGUGGGCGGCACUCGCGAAGGCAUUCCGACGUUGGUUUGUUCUCGUGUUUCGCGUUGGGGUUGGAAUUCACCAUCGUCUGCGGUUCAAACGAUAAUGAAAAUGGAAGGCAGAGUGUAAAGAAGAGGACUGGGGGAGGAGAGAACAAGGCUUUGAAUAGGCAUCACUCUCAACGAGAGCAGCAACAAGAACAAAGCACUUUGUAAAAGAAAAAGAAACAAAACACCAACAAUUUGUUUUUUUUUUCUUUUAAAUUAUUAAUAAUUAAUUUGU
This is a messenger RNA of Impatiens glandulifera, 1280 nucleotides long. RefSeq lists its product as uncharacterized. The record is from RefSeq and is a predicted model, not a curated record. Gene Ontology annotation, biological process: defense response. The coding region runs from base 44 to 1213 and encodes 389 amino acids. The transcript has a single exon. Lineage: Eukaryota; Viridiplantae; Streptophyta; Magnoliopsida; Ericales; Balsaminaceae.